This is a messenger RNA of Beta vulgaris subsp. vulgaris (sugar beet), 502 nucleotides long. RefSeq lists its product as uncharacterized. The transcript has 2 exons. NCBI's taxonomy places the organism in Eukaryota, Viridiplantae, Streptophyta, Magnoliopsida, Caryophyllales, Amaranthaceae. The record is from RefSeq and is a predicted model, not a curated record. The coding region runs from base 20 to 502 and encodes 160 amino acids.
UCCUGCCUUUGACGAGUAUAUGAUAUGGUUUCGUCGCAUCACGAGGUUACGCCUGACGAAUCCAUCGAGGCGACCACCUUCUACACAUUAUCAGCCUGCGUCUGCAGAUAUAGUAUUGGCACAUACUUUAUCUGAUAUUGCUCAUAGGUGCGGUACUGUGCUAGAGGCUUCUGAGUCAUUGCCUCCAGAUAUGGUGCGUGACUUGUAUGCGCAGACAUUGCAGACUAUGAGGGGACUGUGUGUUGAUGCUGUUGGCCGAGCUGGACAUGGCCACAUCGUACAGGGCGUGCCUACUUCUGCUGGAUAUACAUCGACUUCUACAUCUUCUACGUCUGCUGCCCAUAUAUCUACCACAUCAGCUUUGCUUUCACCUCCAGUCACUCAGAGGGCCUAUCGACGACGUUCUGACACUACUCCCCCUUCUCUUGAUGCCAUUGCAGAGACUCAUGAAACCACACCUAGCUCAUCUACACCUUCACAAAAGAAGAAGAGAGGGUUUUAG